AUGGUAGAAGACGAAUUCUACGCUGUCGCGCAAGCAUUCACUCAACAUCUACAUCAUGCGGAGUACCUGCGACGGAGAAAGCAAGUGAAAGCCGAAACUGCAGCCGGAAUAAGAGAAAUUGAGAGACCUACAGACAGCCGUACUUCAAUUUUAAACGAAGUUGAGCAACGAAGAAAGGCCGAAACGCUGAGGGGGCGACAUAAAGCUGGACUCGCGCAGAUCGGACACGGAGGAGACGACGAGAAAGAUGAAGCUGAGGAUGAUGAGAGAUGGGUUGGAACACAUCUUCAUGAUCUGAUGACGAGUCCACGAAAAAUACGAUCCUUAGCAGGAGUUCACGCACCCAAGUCCUCUACUAGAGCUGCUGCGGGCUUCGGGCAGACGCCUACUUUAGGUACUGGACGAGCCCGGGUGGACAGUAUAGGGAGUGUGACUGCAUCAUCAAGAGUAUCAAAAGUUCCAUGCAUUGAACAGGAUGAAGAGACGGCCUCGGGCUCAGAUGACGACCUUGACUUGGAAACCAAGCCAGUCGUGCUGCCACCGCCCAAAAGAAAAAAUGCCGCUCUACGAACAAGGCUGGCUCACGGUCAGGCAAUGCCACGAGCCCAGCAGCAAUCUAAAAUACAAAGCACUUCUACAUCAAAACCGGGACAUGGGCGACCCAGUCCAGCGAACGCGUAUAAAUCACGAGUUCAAUCGCUUUUUGAUGACCUCGAUGAACUACCAGAGUCAUCUCGGCCAAAAAACCCUAUUUCUAACAGGUCCAAGGAACCUCCUUCGAGUCUCUCACCACCAAAAGGCGGAGGGAGUGAUUUAGAUGCAAAAAAUUCCCGGCGCAGUGAAGUGCCGACUUUCUUGUUGUGA
Penicillium digitatum Pd1 is the source of this 864-nucleotide messenger RNA. RefSeq lists its product as uncharacterized. The record is from RefSeq and is a predicted model, not a curated record. NCBI's taxonomy places the organism in Eukaryota, Fungi, Ascomycota, Eurotiomycetes, Eurotiales, Aspergillaceae.